AUGGAUACUGGAGCAUGGGGCCGCCCCGCUCUGGUGGCCACAUGGUGCAGGGAUGUGGAGGGCGCAGAGCAGAGCCACAUCAAUAACUGGAGCGGCCUGGAGCCCAGCCUGCCGGGAGAGGCGGGCACAGCUCACUCUGCUCAGCCCAUCCCCAAGCAGCCAGAGCGGAGACUCGCUCGCACUGGCCAAGGCCCAGCCCGGGGCAGAAUCCCCCGGAGCGGAGAACGCCAGAGGAGCCGGGGCCUGGCUCGGAAGCCAGACCGAGCCAAAGCAGAACUAAGGCACCGGGUCCCCCAGUGCAGAGCCUGGAUGUGCAGGGAGGUGGCCAGGGGCAUCUGCCAGGCAGAGCGGACCCCGUACGGAGACCCAGUGCGGGAAGACAUGCAGGAGCCCAAGUUCACAGCUGCUGUGGCAGGCGACGGAGCCAUGAGUGAGAGCGAGGAGGGGGCUCCCUGCCUGGACAGGAUCAGGCCAGAGAGCGAGGAGGGGGUUCCCCAGAAAGAUGGAGCCAUGAGUGAGAGCGAGGAGAGGGCUCCCCGCCUGGAUGGGAUCGGGACGGAGAGCCAGGAGGGGGCUGGGACAGUGGAGCCACAGGGGAACGCUUGCUGGAGCCAGCAGCAGACUGAGGGGCAGCGGGGCAUCGGCCGUUUCGAGGUGGGACCAACAAUCUGUGCCGAGUGCGGGGAGAGCUUUCGGGAUGAUGUGGCUCUGCUGGCCCACCGGGGGACGCCCUGCAGAGGUGCGGUAGUGAAGCCGUUUGGCUGUUCCGGCUGUGGGCGGCGGUUCAGCCGCAGCUCCAACCUGCUGCGCCACCAGCGGGUACACACAGGCGAGCGCCCCUUCACCUGUGCUGACUGCGGCCGGUGCUUCAGCCAGAGUGCUCACCUGGCCAAGCAUCGGCGCCUCCAUGGCACCGCGGGGCUCCCCACCCCGCCAGCGGAGCGCAGCUACAGCCGCAGCCCCGAGUUCCUGCGGUUCCAGCGGGCCCACGCCGGGCAGCGCCCCUUUGCCUGUCCUGACUGCGGCAAGCGCUUCAGCGCUGGCUCCUCCCUGGUGCAGCACCAGCGCAUCCACACGGACGAGCGCCCUUUUCCCUGCCCCGACUGUGGCAAGCGCUUCCUGCGGGCCCCGGACCUGGCGCUGCACCAACGCAUCCACACGGGCGAGCGCCCCUUCCCCUGUCCUGACUGCGGCCGGCGCUUCAUCCGUGGCCCCGACCUAGCGCUGCACCGGCGCACCCACACCGGGGAGCGCCCCUACCAGUGCGGCCAGUGUGGGCGCCGGUUCAGCCGCGGGCCCGGCCUCCUGCUCCACCAGCGCACGCACACCGGGGAGCGCCCCUACCAGUGCACCCAGUGCGGCCGCCAAUUUAGCCGCAGGUCCAACCUGGGCCGCCACCUGGCCACCCAUAGCAUGCUGCGGGGGGACCCCACCCCAGGGGGAGAGCCCAGUGCAGAGACCCUCAGGCAGCAGGGAAUCGCUGGGGAGGGGGGGGAGUCCCAAGGGCUAAAGGGGCGGAGCUCAGAGGCUGUGACUCAGCAGGGAAUCCCUGGGGAGGGGGAGGAGUCCCAAGGGCUGAAGGGGCGGAGCUCAGAGGCUGUGACCCAGCAGGGAAUCCCUGCAGAGGGGGAGGAGUCUCAAGGGCUAAAGGGGCGGAGCUCAGAGGCUGUGACCCAGCAGGGAAUCCCUGCAGAGGGGGAGGAGUCCCAAGGGCAGAAGGCGUGGAGCUCAGAGGCUGUGACCCAGCAGGGAAUCCCUGCAGAGGGGGAGGAGUCCCAAGGGUUGAAGGGGCGGAGCUCAGAGGCUGUGACCCAGCAGGGAAUCCCUGCAGAGGGGGAGGAGUCCCAAGGGUUGAAGGGGCGGAGCUCAGAGGCUGUGACCCAGCAGGGAAUCCCUGCAGAGGGGGAGGAGUCCCAAGGGCUGAAGGGGUGGAGCCCAGGCUCCCUGGUGGCUCCCCUGGGGAAGCGCCACGGCUGCCCAGACUGUGGGAAGGGCUUUGCCCAGCGCUCACACCUGCUGGUUCACCGGCGGGUGCACACCGGGGAGCGCCCCUUUCCCUGCCCAGAGUGCGGCAAGCGCUUCAGGCAGAGCUCGGUGUUGGCCCGGCACCGGCGCACCCACACGGGCGAGCGCCCCUUCGCCUGCGGGGACUGUGGCCGGCGCUUUGCAGAGAGCGCAGUGCUGCUCCGGCACAGGGCUGUGCACUCCGGCGAGCGCCCCUACUGCUGCAUGGACUGCGGCCGGGGCUUCAGCCUCCGUGGUAACCUCCUCCAGCACCGGCGGCUCCAUGCCCGGCGCCCCCACGUCUGCACUGACUGCGGCAAGGCCUUCAGCGAGGCCGCAGCCCUGGCUGCCCACCAGGGCACCCGGCAUGGGGCCGGCAAACCCUUCGCCUGCACCGGCUGCGGCAAGCACUUUGGUCGCAGCUCCACGCUGGCUCGGCACCAGCGCAUCCACGCUGAGCGGCCCCACGAAUGUGCCCGCUGUGGCCGCAGAUUUGGGGAGAGUGCCGAGCUGGCGCAGCACCUGCGGGUGCACAGCGAGACCCCCUACGAGUGCGCCCGAUGCGGGGAGCGCUUUGCCCAGAGCCACGCGCUGAUCACACACCAGGCCUUCCACGCCGAGCCAAGCCACGGACAGCGCCACACUGCUCAUGCCCACCAGUCCCCCCUCGCCAAGCAUGGGGACAGCAUCCUGCCCAAGUCCCCAGCUGUGUCCCACCAGAGACUCCACACGGGAUAGGAGCCAGGACAGAGCCCCGGACUCCUGGCUCCCAGUGCCCCCCCAACCCAUUAGAUCUCAUGCCCCUCCUAGAGCCAGGGAUAGAACCUAGGAGUCCUGGCUCCCAGCACCCCCUACUCUGACCACUAGACCAGGGGUGGGCAAACUGCAGCCUGGGGGCUGCAUCCGGCCCUUCGGGUGUUUUAAUCCAGCCCUU
This is a messenger RNA of Mauremys reevesii (Reeves's turtle), 2938 nucleotides long. Its product is annotated as zinc finger protein 3 homolog. NCBI's taxonomy places the organism in Eukaryota, Metazoa, Chordata, Testudines, Geoemydidae. Bases 1 to 2742 code for a protein of 913 amino acids. Gene Ontology annotation, molecular function: RNA polymerase II cis-regulatory region sequence-specific DNA binding; DNA-binding transcription factor activity, RNA polymerase II-specific. The record is from RefSeq and is a predicted model, not a curated record. The transcript has 3 exons. Gene Ontology annotation, biological process: regulation of transcription by RNA polymerase II.